GGAAGUCAAUUGAGACACACAGCACCGCCUCUUGAGGGCGUUGUCGUGACAACUGAGAACCGAUCCAAGCACAUUCCUUUUCGUCCAGCGUUUGGUCUCUGGGCAACCGACCUUCAAAUCAAGAAAAAAACCAUCCCGAACGUUCCGUGAUCGUCCAAAAGUUGACAAGCCUUUUAAACUUGCCAUCAACAUGAUAACCAACUCGCUUCCUUUCUUGGCAGAUCACGAGCGGCUGAAGCUCAGAGUGGAGAAGAAGACGAGGAAUAUUUUUAUUACUCAGCCCGAUGACUGCAGAGAAAGAGAGGAGAAUGUGAAUUACAUCCCAGUUGUAAGUGAGCCUCCAAGCAGUAUCCUCAAGGUUGGUGUGAACACCCUACAAAAGACUCUGGUUCUGAAGAAACAAGCCGAGCUAGAUGAAGUGAACAACAAUCUUGCGCUCAAAAGAGAAGAGUUUCAGAGAAAUGUGGAGGAGCUGGCUCAGAGAAAGAUUGAGCUGCAAAUGAAACAUCAGGAGACAAAAGAGAAAGUGCUGACGUUUGAAAGGUUUGUGAGUGAUAAUGAAGUCAAGCAAACUCAAGCUGUGCAGCAGUACAAGGCAGUGCAGGAGGACAACUUGAUGAAGCAGUGCGAGUUGGAGGAGCUGACAAAACAGCUGCAGCAACUUCGAGACAGGAGGCUCGUUUUAAAGAAGAGACUAUCCAAGUACAAAAUCUAUGAGGACUUUUUGAUGAAAACGUUGGAUUAUCUCCCUGACAGUCACCUUGAGACCGACUCGGAAUGUGCAGUCAUGCCCAUCAUCCGGCGCCACGAGACCCUGUGCUUUGCCCACCAGCAGCUGCUGCAACAUUUGCGGCGUGUGGAGGAGGAGGUGGAGCGGGGUAGGCGACAGCUGCAUGCCAUGAAGCAAGGACACAACUUGCUCAAAUUGGCGGCCAGUAAAGAACUUUAUGAACUUCAGAGAGAGUUGGAGGGCCUGAAAGAGAAAAACAAGCAGGCAGAGGAUAACUUGAUGAAGGAGCAAGGGCAGUCCAGAAAGAAGGCUGCCGAAAUGGGAAGCCUUCACUUGGCCAUCAGCAACCUCGCAGAGCAGUGUUACCUGCCAGUGUGCGGAAGUCUGGAAAACAUGAGCGCAUCCUUAAUGCUGGACAUGGUGAAGGAGUACCUCGUGGACAAGGCGGACACAGAGAAGAGAGCGAGGAGACUGAACGAGGGUGCUUCCCAAACAAGGACUAAAACAGCUUUGAAUGACAUGAAAGCCAAGGCCACCAUGAGCAGCUUUGGCUGUAAGACUCAAUUUAAAAGUCAGAGUCAAGUCACUAGGGCAUCUUUACAUUAAAAUCAAAUUAAUGAGUAAUUAA
Messenger RNA from Hippocampus zosterae (dwarf seahorse), 1358 nucleotides. RefSeq names its product coiled-coil domain-containing protein 42 homolog (gene ccdc197). Lineage: Eukaryota; Metazoa; Chordata; Actinopteri; Syngnathiformes; Syngnathidae. The coding region runs from base 191 to 1336 and encodes 381 amino acids. The transcript is spliced from 9 exons. The record is from RefSeq and is a predicted model, not a curated record.